GGAAAAGACAAUAAGUGGAUUUUUAGCUAUGUAGCUAGCAAUGGCAAAAGCUUCCAACCUGACGAGGACAGAGUUGGACUCAUCAUUUGAAAGCAAUUUGUCAGUUUCUAGCCGAACUUCUAACAGAAGUUUGCGAGUGGCAGAGAAAGAAAGAAGAAAGAACCAGACUGGGGAUCCAUUUGUACUUGCGCUGAAGUACUUCUCAGAAGGUAGCUAGGGGAGCUAACGUUAGCUAGCCAGCGAGUAUACUAUUGCUUGCAGAAGGCAAGCGUAGCUAACGUUAAUGUUGUAGCUGACGUUACCUUUUAACCAAAGUGAACUAGUUAUCUGACCGUAUGGCAGCCCAGCUUCUUGCUAUGUCAACUUGCCAGACCCCGCCAAGACUUCUUGUUUUGGAAACACCCGUUUACUUAUCUUUGGGACAUAACAUAGGAACAACCAAUACAUAGACUGCCGAUGUUGUGUUCCAAAGUUACCUUUUACUGUAACUUAUUUAGCUAACGUUAGUUAGCUAAUGCAUAACCAGUGUGGGUGGGGUAUAGCUAGACUGAACAAGGAAAGGAAGGUAUGGCGUAUGCACAAUUUGCUAGUCAUCAUUUCGUUACAAGUACAACAAUUGCAUAUAACUAAUUUAUUAUUCAACAUAUGUAUUUAUGUAUUUAAUGCUAACGUUAAUCACACAUAAACAUUAAGAGGAUAGCUAGCUAGCUAAGGUUACAUGUAACGUACAAAAUAUAUAUAAUCGUGAUUGGAAAUUUUACAGCUGGAUGUUAGCUACUAACAUUGUUUGUUAUGAAUUAAGUGCAUUGGAAUUGAAUAGCUAGCUAGCUACAGUAACUAAAGUGCAUCCAGUCACAGAAUGUCCAUGAUUUCAGAUGAGUUGUUUAUUUUUUUCCUAGUGGAGGCAGGUACACAAUGCUUCGGGAACGAUGUGUUGGAGAGGAACCUGGUGCUGGUGGAGAGAGUGGGGCUCAGUCGAGGACUCCCUCCUGAAGCCAUCUCUGUCAUGCUGGACUAUGCUAUGAGCUUGCGUAUGGGUACGAACAACCAGCAGCCACUGCAGCUACAGACUGACCUGAAAUAUAGAUUUACACUGAUGAAUUAAUUUGACCAUACAUAACAUUUCAGCGCUUUGCUCUUUCUCUUGCCCUGAACAGGAGGUGUGACGUGUGUUCGGGUCCUGAAGUUUCUAAUCCCAGCAACCGUGGUGCCACAGGAGGCCGUUGUUCAAGCAGUGGCGUGGUUAUGUGUCGGCAAGAUAGCCAUCAGCACACAGGUAAAGAGCUCCUCUGUCUCAAAGGUCUGUAAGUCACACUCACAGAUUUAAAGGUUGACACUGAAGACUGACCAUAACAUUACAAUACUAGUGUCAUCAGAAUUGCUCUGUGUCCUCUUUCCCUUUACGAGCUUGAAACUGGUGUUAUGGGUGUUUUCCAGGUUAUUUUCCUUCGGUGGGUGCUAACUGUUUUUGACAUGAUUGACUCCAAGGACCAUCUUCGAGCCAUCUAUGGCUUCAUCUUCAGCUUUGUGACUGAAGAGAAUUUGGUAUGUGCAGGAGUCGUAUUCCCCCUUGCUCUGAUGAUAUCAAUGAAUGUCUUGAGUUUUUACAUUGGCAUUAGAUUGCAUUGCUAUUUAAAUAAUGAUGGAUUUGUUUUGUGUUUCAGUCUCCUUACAUCUGCCAUUUGCUCUACCUUUUGACAAGGAGGGAAAGUGGUAUGUGACAUCUUGUUACUCAAUGAACCAUUACCAUAAGGUACAAAUUGUUCCUGCAGCACAUCACUCUUAGUUUUUUCUUGUGUUUUUCUUCUGUCAUAGUUCGGCCAUUCAGAGUCAGAAAACUGUUGGACCUCCAAACAAAAAUGGUACAACAAAUGUUUUUUGUUGUUUUUUAAGAUGUUGUCAACUUAAUACAAGUGAAUGCAUGGGAGACUUCUAACAAUUGUAUUACCAUUAUGAAAUACUUUGUGAUAAAUGGCAGGGGGAGAAAAUACUUGCAUAUUGUUUGUACCUCUCUCUACAUAAUUCUCAAAAAUAGUUAAUCCUCAGUACCAUUAUCAGUAGUUGCACUCUGUGAAUGAUUGCUACAUCCAUCAAACUGAGAGUGCAGUCCCUGUGGUGAGCAUGUUGCACUGAGAGUUUCAUUAAUUUCCUCUCAUCUUCUGUCUCCCCAGGGAAGGCAGCCGUUCCUGUUGCACUUGCUGUCAUUGUACAAGGUGUUUUGCCCCGAGUUGGUGACGCUUGCUCUUCCAUCACGAAUGAGGGUUAGUACACGGAUCACACCUAGUGAUCUCUUU
Messenger RNA from Coregonus sp. 'balchen', 2294 nucleotides. Lineage: Eukaryota; Metazoa; Chordata; Actinopteri; Salmoniformes; Salmonidae. The record is from the annotation of a GenBank genome assembly.